UCUCCCCUUUUCUUGCUGAGGACUACUUGAUGAAGGAAAUGUUUGUAGCAGACGUAGCUUUAUAUAUAUUUUUUUCAUAAGUAAAGGUGAUUAUAACAUAAAUGGAGAGAUUAUAGUUGUUUAAUUGUUUGUUUUGCCUGAAAAAAGUUGAACUUCUGCAUUUCUCCCUGGAUUACAGUUCUGGAAUUACUAUUCUUACUGCUGCAUUCUUGCAAUUAGGAUCAAAAAAGAAGAGAGACUUUUUCUAUUUACAUGUGAAUCUUUGACAUUCCGUUGCAUCUUUCUGUAUCUAAGAAUCCAAGAAGAUGGUACGCUACCUGCCUUUUUUGCUCCAGAGGAAACUCAAAGCCACCCUUUGUCUUUUUCUCCUUAUGGUUGUCCUGAUACACAUUGUGAUGGAAUUUGUGCCCUCUGCUGAUAAGACGUCCUGCAGGUGUCUAUCUAAAGCCACAGGUAACUUGGACCAUUUAUCACCCCGUUCCAUAUCACCAACUCAGAAUAAGAUGAAUCUGAGGAAUCUUCAGGAUUUUAGUAGCAGUAACAGCUCCCUGGAAAAAGGAUUUCAUUCAACAGAAGGUGUGUCUCAUGUGGAUGGCCUCAGCAAUGUGGGUCUCCAAGAUGUCAACAUCAAGCAACAACGGGAAACCAGAGAAAAACCCAGCCAGAAAAUCAAAUCCAAAUUGUCUGCUCUUUUUCACCAUCCUCUGUAUAAGAUCCCAAUCCCAAAAGUUGCAAGGAAAGACAAACUAUUUGGGAACAAGCCAACGAUGAAUCUCUUCAUAAAAAAUGAAGGAAUCAUAAUCAACAGUGCAGAAGUUCUUCAGAACCACAGUGCUAAUCCUGCGUGGCUCAGUUUUUACGCUGGAAUCAAUCGCUAUGAAUUGUAUGCCCGCCAUGAUCCCUCUCGCCAUGACUUGAUGAAGGAUUUGGCCAAACAGAAAAUUAUCAGCUCAGUUCAGAAGCCUGGAGGAACUCAACUGAAGCUUAUCAUGACUUUUCCCAAUCAUGGCGAAGCUCUCUUCAAACCUAUGAA
This is a messenger RNA of Thamnophis sirtalis, 1033 nucleotides long. The record is from RefSeq and is a predicted model, not a curated record. Lineage: Eukaryota; Metazoa; Chordata; Lepidosauria; Squamata; Natricidae.